CCUUGCCUUCACACCAGACCCAAGCAACCAGGCAGACUCUUCUUCUCUGUGUACGAGAACCAGCCACUGUUGAAGCAUGAGCUCCCAGCAGCAGAAACAGCCCUGCACUGUACCUCCUCAGCUGCAGCAGCAGCAGGUGAAACAGCCUUGCCAGCCUCCACCCCAGCAGCCAUGCGCCCCCAAGGAGCCCUGCCACCCUGUUGUUCCUGAGCCCUGCCCUUCCAAGGCUCCUGAGCCCUGCAACCCAGUUGUUCCUGAGCCCUGCCACCCCAAGGCUCCUGAGCCCUGCCAUCCCAAGGCUCCUGAGCCCUGCCACCCCAAGGCUCCUGAGCCCUGCCAUCCCAAGGCUCCUGAGCCCUGCCACCCCAAGGCGCCUGAGCCCUGCCAUCCCAAGGCACCUGAGCCCUGCCACCCCAAAAUGCCUGAACCCUGCCACCCCAAAGCACCUGAGCCCUGCCACCCCAAGGCGCCUGAGCCCUGCCACCCCAAGGCGCCUGAGCCCUGCCACCCCAAGGUGCCUGAGCCCUGCCCCUCAACAGUCACUCCAGCACCAGCUCAGCAGAAGAUAAAGCAGAAGUAA
Dipodomys ordii (Ord's kangaroo rat) is the source of this 580-nucleotide messenger RNA. RefSeq names its product cornifin-B-like. NCBI's taxonomy places the organism in Eukaryota, Metazoa, Chordata, Mammalia, Rodentia, Heteromyidae. Bases 77 to 580 code for a protein of 167 amino acids. The record is from RefSeq and is a predicted model, not a curated record. The transcript has 2 exons.